Molecule: messenger RNA, 1026 nt
Organism: Anthostomella pinea
Lineage: Eukaryota; Fungi; Ascomycota; Sordariomycetes; Xylariales; Xylariaceae
Source: the annotation of a GenBank genome assembly
AUGAGGAUACCGUGCAAGGGCAUCGUCAGGUUUCCCGAGGAAAGAGUUCGCUACGAGGUGGCAACUAUGCGGUAUAUCUCCGCUAACACCAGUAUUCCUCUGCCCAAAGUCUACCAUUCCGGAACGGCAGCAGAGAACCCUACUGGCCUCGGGCCUUUCGUCAUCAUGAAGUAUGUCGACCAUGAGAGAACCAUGUCCGAAGCCCUCAAGGAUCCGACGCUCAAUUCCGACGAGGAUCACGUACUGGAUCCCGAUAUCGGCGAGCAAAAACUUGAGUUUCUGUAUGGCCAGAUGGCGAACAUCAUGCUCCAACUGUCUGCCCUUGCAUUUCCUCGAAUCGGUUCCUUGGUUCAGGACGCGGAUGGACGCUUCACUGUGUCGGGCCGGCCUCAUCCAGAACAUGAACUCUUUCAUGUCGCAUCUCCAUCCCGAUUAUUCUGCGAGGAUUUGCGUCCUUCCAACGUCUUGAUUGACAAGGAUCUCCGCGUCGUUGGCGUCAUAGAUUGGGAGUUCACCUACGCCGCACCGUCCCAAUGCACUUCCGACCCCCCUUGGUGGCUUCUCCUGCAGAGGCCGGAGUCCUGGCCCGGCGGGUACGGUCCAUGGAUGGAAGCAUACAAGCCGCGUCUUGAGACCUUCCUCCGUGUCUUAGACGGCGAGGAAAGGAAUAUGGCAUCCUCCUCCGGGAACGUCGACAACGCGGCGUCACCUUCCCUGUCCCGCGACUUGCAACCUCCCCUCUCCCUCCAGAUGAGGGAAAGCUGGGAGAAACAGACGUUCAUGAUCAGCUACGCAGCCAGAAACAGUUGGGUAUUCGACUUCAUCUUCUGGAGGUACCUGGAUGGAAGGUAUUUCGGGCCAAACGAGGAUGGAGACUAUCGUGCGAGGCUGGAUCUUCUCACCCAGCAGGAGCUUGAGGCUAUGGAAGCCCUAGUAAAGAUGAAGAUGGAGCAGCGUGAGGAACGCACUCUGGUGACAUUGGAUGAUGACGACGCAGCCGCUCAACUGACGAAGUUCAUGAUAUAG